Molecule: messenger RNA, 3880 nt
Organism: Dicrocoelium dendriticum
Lineage: Eukaryota; Metazoa; Platyhelminthes; Trematoda; Plagiorchiida; Dicrocoeliidae
Source: the annotation of a GenBank genome assembly
UGGGUUGUUCGGGAUUUUCCCGUUCCAGCAAAUGGUUCGGCGGCAGUGUUCCGGAACGUGCCUUGCCUCUUGCUCUAACAUGCGGGAGUUCCACACCAAGAACUGAGUAUUUAUUUCCCAUGGAGUGUUCUGCAUCUGAGUAUAGUCUUGUUCUCCCAUAUGGUUCCCACUCUUCCGACGAAUGUGGCUACUGCAAAGGAACCAAUGAGGGCUUGCAUACGACUUGGGGCAUGGGUACAGAACGCCUCACUGUAUCUGAUUAUCAAUACCUGAUAGAUCGUGGGUGGCGUCGAUCCGGUACUUAUUGCUACAAGCCACUCAAUGAGGUUACCUGUUGCCCUUGUUAUACUAUUCGAUGCGAUGCACUCGCUUUUCGGCCGUCACGUUCCCACAAACGCGUAAUUCGAAACGUCGCAACUUUCCUUAAGACAGGAAGAUACAAUUUUGUUAAGACAUCGACAAGGUAUCCCGGUCCAUCUAAUUCUCCCUAUCAACGAGGAUCAUCGUUACUUUUAACUGCAGGCGGAGAUAUCCCAUCCAUUCCGCCUAAAAAUGCCCGGUGUUUACUUCCAGAGGAUUCUCGCAACAUAUUAGCCCAACAAAUCUCUGCAGCGGGUGACAGACCCAUCGAGCCUUCUGUCGCCUCAAACGCGUGCUCCUCGCCGGUUCAACUUCUUUCGGGACCACAUCGCGGUGGUUCCGUUGUGGUAUUGCCGUCAAGACAAGCGAAGUCGUCCAAAUCGCGUAUACGCCGUUGGAAUGCCAAGCUUCUGCGAAUGAAAGAGAAAGCCGAGAGGGAAAAGCGCAGUGUGGAAGAAAUCUUCGAAGAGUACAACAAGCGGCGACAAAUGCGUCUACGAAAAAAUCGGCCCAAGGAGUUGGAGGAUCUACUGCAGUGUAUCCCAACUAAAGAGGGAGCCUGUCACACUAUCGAAAUUCGCCUGGUUCGAAGCCAACCACCAAGUGCAGCGUUCCAAAGAACGAUUGAGUUGGAACACCUUGUUUACCAAGAAUAUCAGAUGAAAGUUCAUCACGAUGAACCAUCCAAAUGUGAUAUGAAGUCUUUCACACGCUUUUUGGUGAAUUCUCCGCUCGUUCUGGACUCUGAACAAGAGUCUGGAGUGACCUCGGACGCAGCGCCUCAAUUCGGUUCUUAUCAUCAGCAAUACUGGUUGGAUGACGAAAAAUUAAUAGCUGUUGGAGUGGUUGAUCUACUUCCUAAGUGCUUGUCUUCAGUUUACCUGUUUUACGAUCCGGAUUACUCUUUUCUUCAAUUAGGAACGUAUUCUGCCCUCCGGGAGAUCGCUUUUGUUCGCGAGAUUGCUCGCCAAUUCGGUCCUACUUCACUAUCUCCGGAUUCUCGGUAUGCUGACUUCACCUCAUAUUACAUGGGAUACUUUAUUCGAUCUUGUCCCAAGAUGUCUUACAAGGCAAAGUUUCAACCCUCGUAUCUUGCCUGCCCCGAAACCUAUACGUGGGUCCCGCUGCAACAGUGUCUCGUACUGUUAAACUCAUAUUCUAACGGGAAAUAUUGCCGCUUCUCUCCACCUUCUGAAACUGAUCAGUUCGCCAUAGAUACUCUAAUCGGGAAUGAUCCUUCAUCUGUGGACCAACAUAUUUUGUGUCAUAUUCGAUACGAAGCAAACCGAAAACGAAAGUCCCAGUAUGCUCCUAAAGACGAUUUGUGUUCUCUCAGCCCCGCAAUACAGCUGGAUCGUCUCAAAUCAAAUCUCAAUCCGAACUAUGUGAACACACUACGAGAAUGGGCCGUUUUGGUUGGGAAACGAGCCGUUGAUGGACACAUUCGAGUUAAAUUUGAUUGACCGGUGGCGAGUAUCACGCAGCUAUCAUGUAUGGCUAUCUGGCCCUCUUUCAUCAAACGUUUCACGGGGUUUUCUGUGGUUAAAAUGUGACGCCCGUGCAGCAAACUUCUUCGUGAUUACUGGUUCUUUUGCCCGGAACAUAUAGCUUACCUACUUUCCAUCUCCUUUGGGGCUUUAGAAUUCAUUGCGUUGCUUCCUUGCGUUGAUUAACUCACGAGUUGCUUGGACGUUGUCAUGGGUUCUGUUAACUAACCUCUACAUCUCGAGUGCCGCGUCGUUUAACUCUCUUCUAUUCAAUCAACAACGACUGAAACGAACACUGUCCUUGUCGAGAGCCUUCAGGAUUAAUAGAUUCUAAGAACCUAUGUGGCUGAAGCAUUUCUUGCCUGCUGAAUUACCUCAAUGCUGGUAUAAAUGUCGCUCUUCACUCAACUAGCUUGAAAGCUUGCAGGCUGCUUAUGGACUAAAAAGUUAUUUUGGACGUUGCAGCCACUAUGAAAACAUCGAAAGGUUGGACCCUCGGUUUCAUACGUCCGCGUUACACAGGACGCAACCUGUGAUCAAAACCUUGUUGCUUUCUAUGUGAGCCAUCUUUGAACGCCUUUACUACGCUCUGCUUCCCUCCGAUUUUUGAUAUCGCAACCAAUUUAUUCCACGAUUGACAGCGUCAAAGGCGGUCUUGCUUUGGAUGAACUCGCUGUCGGCUUGGGUGACCGGGCUUCUGAUUGCAAUCCUUGCAUUCACUGCUGGUGCUCUUCCGCACAUUCUCUGCACCCACAUCAAUCGGACCGUGUAUUACAUCAAUUUCUUCAACUUUCAUCCUAUCAUUAGCCACUUACAUGUAACUGAUCAAUUUGCAACUGGAUACGACAUGCUGAUGUGUUUGUCUUUAAUGGUAUUCACUGCAUUGAUGGAUUACGUUAUGUAAAUGUGUUCACAAGAUUCACUUCUUACUGAAGAAUUCUCGAACGAUUACAUUAGUUAUUCGUCAGUGCACUUGUGCUGAUGCUGGAAAAAUCCUUCUAGCAACACAGUCCCUACAUUAUAGCUCAUCCAGUUCUUACAAUGUGAAUUCAUCCUCGCGACCUUCUACUUUGAUACGUCUUAUGUUCUGACAAGCGCGACUGCUGACGUCCUGAACAGUUUCACUUGCAACAGAUGACCUCAUUAUCCUUUUGCUCGAUGCAGUUGGAAUUUCUGGAACAGUGACGGCACUUCAUUCUCUUUUGAUCCCAGUUAGCAGCGAACUAGUGCCACAAUCCCAAAACACUUCGUCAAGUUUGUGAUCAAACAGUAUAUAUAGAGGACGCUGCAGAGUCUGGUUCUGACUUGACUCGGGGUUACACUAAACGUAACUAUACGACGGCAUUUUCACACGAAUACUCUAUGGACUAUCCCGGAAUACGCUCACUGUGUACCGGGCGAAUAUUCGCAGCAAUAGAGUCUUAUCUCUACUUAUCGUCCUUUUCCCACACAGCUCUAAUUUAAUUGACAUUUUGUGCAAUUUUGCUGGCAUCUCAAGCCCAGCCGUCCUCUUUACGGAGGAUGUGGCAGGCACAUCUGCCUCUCUAUUAAGGAUCACACUUGUAUAUUUGACAUAACAUUUCACCUAAAAGCGAUAGAUAGAUGUCUUUUAACUAAGUAAUCUGAGGUGUCAGCCGCUUCAGCAGUGGGUUAUUUCCAUCACUGAUUGUUGUCCUGGUGCUUGCACAAAAGAAUUGGCGGCGCGUGAUGCUAUUAUGCGUCGCCAUCCGUGAGUAGCAGUGGUACAGUUCCAUCCAUAUUUGGAAAAGAACCACAUUUCCUGCAGAACUAAAGCACCAUUAAUGUGGUGCUUCGAUUUCUAAUUAUUAUGAUAAAUCCUGAAGCGUUUGUGCUUCAUUGAUACCCAUUUUGUUUUUGUCGAGCUAGUUUAUUAUUUAAUAACGCUUUAUUAGGUUCAAACCAAAAUUACCCGCAUUCUCAUCACUCCACUGCGGUUUGUGUAACUGUAUCUGAAUAAGACUACAUCCCCCGACGCUCGUUGUAACACAAAUCUUAAGAUGAUGUUUCCAAAG